CUUUGCUUUUAUUAUUUUAUAUUUAUUUACUUAUUAUUAUUAUUUAUAUUGGUUUUUUCACGCACGGCGCACGCACACAUACACAGGCUUCAUACGCAAUCACGCGCGCGCGCACACUCCUCUCGUCCUCUCACACUCACAUACCCUUCUUCACUACCGAACGUAUUUUCUUCUUAUUUUCCUUCAUUCUUUCACUGAUUAUAAUUAAAUCUGUUUGUUAGUCGUACGCUUUUUUUUUUUUUGUUUUUUUUUCCGUCCGAUUAUAAUAUUUAUUUAUACAUUUAAUUCACAAACACACACAUCAUUAUUUCGUCGUGCACGCCCGCCACCGUAUUCGCCAUAAUAUAAUAUUAUUAUUAUUAUUAUUAGGACAUAAGGUACUAAAAUACCGUCGAUUUGUUAUAUUCGACUGUCGUGUGUUACACGCCGAAGUAAAACUGCAAAACGCUCAGCUCCUUCCCGCCCGCCGCGGCUGACGGACACAUCGUCGCUACCACGGAAGUCUGAAAAGACGACUCGCCGCUUUACUGCCGCCAGUUUCUUUUUCUUCCACUAUUACUUCUCACCGUUGUCGCUAUCGGUUAUUCGGUUGCCGCCGCUGCUGUUCGAUUUUAAUUGGCGUGGAUUGCUAAAGCUGCGACGAGAUGAUCGACACCAGCCGGCCAACCGUCUAGUGUAAACACGACGGGAGUACGGACGUACGGGAGCUAACCUUUUGAGAUUUAGAKACAUACAGCGUUCGAAAGACCUUUCCACGCCAAGCACCAUAUUAUUUUCAAAGUUUCCUUUGUAUUUUCUCAUCCUUAUUUCCUGCAUUACUGCCAAACUAUUAUGUCACAAAUGAAACGAGGCCGCAAGAUAACAUAUACUAGCAUUGAAGAGAGAUAUCAACACUUGGAAUUGUCUACUCUACAGCAUCCUACAUUUAAAUAUAACAACCACAACGUGGCGGAAAAACGAGUUGGAUCAACUAUGGUGCCAAACCGAAUAUUUGUCGGUGGUUUAUCCAAUGGCACUUCAGAACAAGAAUUGCGAAAUUUCUUUUCAAUUUAUGGAGAGGUUAGAGUUGUCAAAAUUGUCAAAGAUAAAGCUGGUGCUCUUAAAGGAUUUGGUUUUAUUACUUUUGGUUCUGAAGAAGAAGUUAAAAAGAUUAUCGAUGCUGGGCCUGUUCUAAUGUUYAAAGACAAGCGUAUCAACAUAGCUCCUGCUUAUGAGAAAGAUACAAAAAGCAAUUACGAUUCUAACAACUCUCCUCAACAACAAUCACACUUAAUGUCAUACAGUAGUCAAGUUCAGCAAUAUUCAGUUCCUCCAUUAUCAACUCCUGUUCAACCAAUGUUAGCACCAGUUAUGUAUACUUAUCAGAAUGGAAUGGCUUUUUUUAAUAUGCCAAUGAAUGGGAAUACUUCUGUAACUCCUCAACCCCCUGGUCAACAAAACUCAUCAUCAACAGAAUCCCUCCCUAAUGUAUAUGCAGCUCCUUAUGGGACACAUAGUGCUACUAGCAUGCAAGGUUAUAGUGGUCAACCUAUAUUCUAUCCAAAUCCAGUACCUCAAGUUCUGGUACAACAAGCUUACCCUAACUUACCAGUGAGCUCGGUUUGUAACAGUACUCAAGGAUCAAAGGUUCUUUUUUCAAUGCCUUGUGAUACACCUUAUUAUCCAGGGACUCAAAUGUCUAGUAUGAUGCCUACUCCUGAUAUGGCCUAUCCAAUGCCGAUCAUGUCACCAUAUAUGCCUUAUAUGGUCGCAUCUUCUGAUGGUGGUUAUCCAUAUUAUGAUCCACUCAUGGAAAAUAUUCAGCUUGUGCAUCAACCAGUAUUUACUGAACAGUGCACAAAUCCUAGGCCGCCUUCAUCAGAUGCUUCGGUAGGACAAGCGCAAGUAAUUACCACAAAUCAGUUUGUAUCACUGAUGUCCGUAGUUAGAAAUGAUGAGGAAAAACCUCAGACAUAUACACCUGAAACUCAACAGUUAUGCCUAACUCCGGUCAUGAGUUUAGCAGAGCCUCCACCACAAACAGUUUCUCAACCAAUCGUUUCUAAGCCCACCACAUCAUCUACAUCGGAUCCUGAAAAAUCUGAUCAAUCACCCAAUCAAUUACUAAUGACCCAAAUUCAGUAUAAUAUCAGACACCCUCCACCUUCCAUAAAUAUACGUCCAGAACAAAAGGACUGUGCUAAGCAACGUAGUGACGCUCAUCAAUAUCAGGGCAACAACAAUAAUUUAUCUAUUAAGAAUAACAAUGACUACAUGAAAAAUGGACCCAAAAAGUAUCUGGAGGCUCGCACCUUUUAUAAAACUGGGCCAACUACUAUAUCUCAUCCCAGGCAUACUAAUGCUACUAGUCCUAUGGUUAAUUCAUCUUUUACUACCCCAUUUUUUGUUCCUAAUUCAAAUUUCCGUCACCGAUUUCCUAAAAUGCACUAUCCUGCUGUUCCUCAGGUGAUGUUAAAUCCAAAUUAUCCUUAUCACAAUCAGGGAAAURUACGCCCUUCUAAUGGCCAUCAGAUGUUCAACAACAGAGGAGCCAGAUAUGGUGGCAACAACUAUCAAAGCAACAAAAAAAACUAUAGUUCUUACAAGGGGAACAAAAUCAAUCGUUAUACCUCUGACCAAAGUGAUACUCCUGAAGUUUCAAGUAGUGAAGAUAGUCGUACAGAGCAGAUCACCAGUGUUGAUAUGGGCCCCCCUCAGGUAGAAGGCAUGUGUUCGGACAUGAGGUCAAUGGCCAUUUAAAAAUAAAAAUAAAGAAUUGCCGCUUUUUAUCAUGAUCAAAGUUAAAUAGCUCCAACAAGACUGGCCAGCUCCUAAUAUUUUUGAUUUUUAUAAUAUUAUUUAACUUAAUUCUUCUUCCUCAAACUCUAAAAAAUAGUAACGAUCUUGGUCGAUAAAAAAUAUAUUUAUAUUUAUACUUGCAAAAUAUUUCGCCCUCUGUGUUCAAAAUUGUUAUUUAUUGAUAAUUCAUAAACACUUAAUACUAGGUAGAUAUGCAAAUUGUGGCGACCCUUUAUGACAAAAAAAGGCUGUUUUACUGUGAUAAAAAAAUAUUUAAAAAAAUAAAUAUUCAUUGUUAAGGCACUUUAAGUACUUAAUUYAAAAGUCUUAAUGAUUUUUGCUCAAUAGUGCUAGAAAGAAAUUUAGGUCUU
Messenger RNA from Diuraphis noxia (Russian wheat aphid), 3149 nucleotides. RefSeq lists its product as uncharacterized. Gene Ontology annotation, cellular component: cytoplasm. The record is from RefSeq and is a predicted model, not a curated record. NCBI's taxonomy places the organism in Eukaryota, Metazoa, Arthropoda, Insecta, Hemiptera, Aphididae. Gene Ontology annotation, molecular function: translation activator activity; mRNA 3'-UTR binding. Gene Ontology annotation, biological process: positive regulation of translational initiation; 3'-UTR-mediated mRNA stabilization.